UUUAUGCCAACGAUAUUCAACGUCUCUAUGACACUACGAACAAGCUUGCAUCUCUUAAAAUGGCAAACCAUGAUAUGGUGUCCUUCAUGGCUGAAGCCCAAUCUGCUGUCGAAGAACUCAAGAUGUUUUUGGAAGCAGAUCCAUUAGAGGAUAUCAAAAAGAAACUAGACAAAUUUUACAUGGUGUUGAUCCUUCGUGCCCUACAUCCCGAUUUUGAUCAUCUCAAAGAUCAACUUCUAACUAGUCAUGAGGUCCCCUCCAUGGAAACAUUGACCACUCGCCUUCAGCGUGUCCCGGUACCUCAAACUCAAGAAGCACAUGAACUAGUGGAACCAUCUGUCAUGGUUGCCACACGAGGAAGAAGAGGACAUGGCACUAGAAGAGGAGGACGAGGAGGUCGGGGACGUCCUCAAUGCACAUACUGUAAAAGGAUGGGUCACACUCAAGAGAAUUGCUACUCCUUACAUGGUUUGCCUUCCAAAACCGCCAAUAUUUCAAAGACUGAAACUUCCACUUCGAAUACUGAAACUUCUACUUCUAUGUUUUUUGAGGAUGAAUAUCAAGAGUAUUUAAGAUUAAAGUCUAACAGCUUGGCACAACCAUCUCAAUCUCCCAGUACAUCAACCGCCUGCGUUUCUCAAUCUAUGGAAGGUCAAAAUUCAUGGGUAAUUGACUCAAGUGCUUCUGAUCACAUUUCUGGAGCGUGGUUCGGGGAGACAGAUUGGAGAAGGAUAUGA
Messenger RNA from Vigna umbellata (rice bean), 737 nucleotides. NCBI's taxonomy places the organism in Eukaryota, Viridiplantae, Streptophyta, Magnoliopsida, Fabales, Fabaceae. The record is from RefSeq and is a predicted model, not a curated record.